This is a messenger RNA of Haliotis rubra (blacklip abalone), 980 nucleotides long. RefSeq names its product helix-loop-helix protein 1-like. Gene Ontology annotation, molecular function: protein dimerization activity; DNA-binding transcription factor activity, RNA polymerase II-specific; RNA polymerase II cis-regulatory region sequence-specific DNA binding. Gene Ontology annotation, biological process: regulation of transcription by RNA polymerase II. The coding region runs from base 179 to 625 and encodes 148 amino acids. The record is from RefSeq and is a predicted model, not a curated record. Lineage: Eukaryota; Metazoa; Mollusca; Gastropoda; Lepetellida; Haliotidae. The transcript has 2 exons.
UUCGAGGACAACGACUUUGGCAACAACUGAGACUUUGCGUUCACUCACAUAAAUAUUGAACCAUCUCAACGGAAGAGUUUCAGGAUGGUUUGACACAAGAGGAGCUCAAAUAUUUCUAUCAGCUGAACUUCUAGACAUGGCUACUUGAUUGUUAACUUGUCGACAUUCUAUAAGACAAAUGAGAGCCUCACCGUUCGAACCCCACCCCCACAGAAUUCCUGUUGAUGAACCGGAAGUUGGGAAAAUGCACACGGAAGUGACAUCAGACAAAAUGACUUUCACAAGCAUAGAGAAUGGUUUGAACUCUGAGAGUGACGUCAGAGAUUCAGAUGACGACUGCAAGGACAGUUUACCUUUGGCCUCUAGAGGUCAUCGUGGUGGAAAUCAAGAAAAUACACAACUCAGUAGAGAAGAGAGGAGACGCCGUCGCCGAGCAACAGUGAAGUACCGCACUGCGCAUGCAACAAGGGAGAGAAUUCGUGUUGAGGCCUUCAACGUUGCCUUUGCUGAACUGCGGAAGUUACUACCAACGCUUCCGCCAGAUAAGAAACUGUCGAAGAUAGAAAUACUUCGUCUUGCAAUUUGCUAUAUUUCAUACCUCAAUCACGUCCUUGAUCUCACCUAAGUGACAUUGAUUUGACCUAGAUAUUGACCUUUGCAUAGAUGAAGAGGAAGUUCGGUGUUAACACCUCUUGUGACACCAAUACUAUCCUGAACUAAACUGAAGACAACCGAUGUUUUAGAUGAUUAUUUGCAUGUAACUUGAUGAAUAUGUUUUGAUGAACUGAGCCAACGAGGUAACGCUGUACAGUAUUUAUUGCUGACCGUAUUACUUUUUGGAUGACACAUGAAUCACAAAGUCUUGAGUGCCGCAAUUCGCUGUAAAGAGUUGCAUACCUUAGAUGCGUCAGACACCUAUCUUCCGGUUCCGGUUCUCUCUGAUCACGUUUCUUGUACUGUUACACGGUAUCCGUUUUGGU